AUGCCCAGGGCUGUCCCUGUCAGCGUCCAUGCUCUCUGCACUGUGCCAGUAGCUGCCCACAUGCCACCGGACCGUUCAGUAUGCUACAGUGCAGCUUGUGGGAAGGUACCGACAAGCCAUCCCAAGUGCAGCGGCCAGGCCAGGCAGCGGACUUGGUAUCAAAAUUGUGGGAGAUGCAUGCAGCGACUCCUUGCAAGAGGUUCAUGUCGGGUGGUCAGAGCUCCGGCCCAAGCGCUUCUCCUUGAGGACGCAUUUGGUCGAGGUUUCCAAGCCCAGUGUCAAGCGUGGGGAGUCAGUGGCUGUGCGCCUCUUCAGCACUGCUGUGAGGCUCAUCCGCCAGGAGCUUGGCUCGGAACUCGUGGCUGA
Messenger RNA from Auxenochlorella protothecoides, 366 nucleotides. RefSeq lists its product as hypothetical. The transcript has a single exon. The coding region runs from base 1 to 366 and encodes 121 amino acids. The record is from RefSeq and is a predicted model, not a curated record. NCBI's taxonomy places the organism in Eukaryota, Viridiplantae, Chlorophyta, Trebouxiophyceae, Chlorellales, Chlorellaceae.